AUGAGUAGUAGGGGUCGAAGCACUAUGGUUCCAGAUCCUCCUCUUGUUUUUAAGCAGCCAACCAAUCUGGUAACUCCAUCAGAGAUUUUAUCAACCGUUGCCUCAUGUUCUGAAAAUUCUCAGCUUGGUCAGCGCAUGAAUGCUGGAGCCUCAUCCUCAAAUCUUAUACUUUCAGUGUUCCCUUUACCUUCUAGUUCUUCAGGCGUGUCCUCCUCCGAAUGGGUUUUAGAUUCUGGAGCAUCACACCAUAUUUCUCAUGAUUUGAAAUCCUUUGUUUCCUUGCAUCCACCAUCAUCUCUGCAAAUCAUGGCUGUUAGUGGCCCUUAUAUGGCAAUAAAAGCAGUUGGUUCUGUGAAAACAGAUAAAUUCUCUCUUUUUGAUGUUUACUAUCAUCCUGAUCUCAAAGUGAACCUUGUCUCUGUUAGUCAAUUGUUUGAUUCUGGUUACUUAAUCUCUUUUACUCGUACCACUUGUCUUGUGUGGGAUCCGCAGUCCCAGAAGCAGAUUGGGAAAGGUUGUAGGCAACGGGGAUUAUAUGUUUUGGAUGAGCUGAGAUUACCAAUGCCUGAAGCUGCCAAUAGCUUUCCACAAGUCCCUUCCACUACAGGGGAUUCUCAGAAAGUCCAUCAUCUCUCUGGGACAUUCUCUUCUCCCUUUCCUCCCUUGGGUUAUCCUAGGGCUGGUCCACGUAAGCAAAUCUUCUAUGACCCCAAAACUACCCGGGCUGCUGUUGUUACAUGUGGUGGACUGUGUCCUGGGAUGAACACUGUGAUUAAGGAACUAGUGGUGGGGUUGUGGGAGCUGUAUGGUGUGAGACGAAUUUAUGGGAUUCAAGCUGGGUACAGAGGGUUUUAUUCCAGGGAGCCUGUGCAGUUGAGUCCUAAGAUGGUGCAUGGAUGGCAUAAGAGAGGUGGCACUGUGCUCGAGACCUCUCGGGGUGGUUUUGAUCUCAAUAAGAUUGUUGAUGCUAUACAACACCAUGGAUUUAAUCAGGUUUACAUCAUAGGUGGAGAUGGCACCAUGCGUGGAGCUCUAGAGAUUUUUAAUGAAAUCCAACAACGGAAACUGCAUGUUGGAGUUGUUGGAAUUCCAAAAACGGUUGACAACGAUGUAGGAAUUAUUGAUAGAUCAUUUGGGUUCCAGACAGCAGUAGAAAUGGCUCAGCAAGCAAUCAGUGCUGCUCAUGUGGAGGCAGAGAGUGCAGUUAAUGGAAUUGGCCUGGUGAAGCUAAUGGGCCGAAGCACAGGACACAUAGCCCUUCAUGCAACAUUGAGCAGCCGUGAUGUGGAUUGCUGUCUAAUUCCUGAAACUGAAUUUUACUUGGAAGGGAAAGGAGGGCUUUUUGAAUUUCUUGAAAACCGGCUGAAAGAGAAUGGGCAUGCCGUACUGGUUGUAGCAGAGGGAGCAGGGCAGGAUAUGAUACCGAGAACUGAUGCCCAGAAAGAAGAGAGGGAUGAAUCUGGAAACUUGGUUUUCUUAGAUGUUGGUAGCUGGAUGAAGUCAGAGCUAAAGAAGUGGUGGGACAGAGACCACCCAGAUGAGUUGUUUACAGUGAAGUACAUAGAUCCUACAUAUAUGAUACGUGCAGUUCCUGCAAAUGCUACGGAUAACCUGUAUUGUACACUACUAGCACAUUCGUCAAUUCAUGGUGUUAUGGCAGGUUAUACUGGAUUUGUGUGUGGUCCUAUUAAUGGCAACUAUGCAUAUAUUCCAUUGGAAGAGGUGGCACAGGCUAAGCAUGAAGUUAAUACAGGGGACCAUAAAUGGGCAUGGGUGAGGUCUGUGACCAAUCAGCCUGAUUUUGGGAAGAGCUAAAUUAAUGUUUGAGCUUACAAAAAUCCAAGGCCAAAUGCUUUCCUCAGUAAAUGCAUCUGGGUUUGCCAGUGCAGUUUCUUGUUUGUUGAUAAUAAGAAAUUGAGAUUAUUGAGCUGUAUCACAAUAUGUCAGGACUUAAAAAGGGCAUAUUUUGAUGCCAAUCCAGUGUAGUUGGGCUUUUGUUGCUUGCAUUCUUCAAUGGUAAUAUACUGCUGUUAAGCACAGAUACAGUUAGUUAAUAAAAUGUAUGUUAUGUUUUGCUUUCA
Molecule: messenger RNA, 2081 nt
Organism: Pistacia vera
Lineage: Eukaryota; Viridiplantae; Streptophyta; Magnoliopsida; Sapindales; Anacardiaceae
Product: ATP-dependent 6-phosphofructokinase 2-like
Exons: 2
Coding region: 1-1815 (604 amino acids)
Biological process (GO): fructose 6-phosphate metabolic process; glycolytic process
Cellular component (GO): cytoplasm
Molecular function (GO): ATP binding; 6-phosphofructokinase activity
Source: RefSeq, a predicted model, not a curated record